CCGCGCGCCGCAUCAUUUAAAAUCAUGAUGGGCGUAAAUCUUGUCGCGGUCGUGCUGGUGCUCGCGAUCAGCCUGGCCACCGCCAGGAUCAUGAACAAAGGUUGGUGGAAGAACGCGGUCUUCUAUCAAGUGUAUCCGCGGAGUUUCAUGGAUUCGGAUGGCAAUGGCGUUGGCGACCUGAAAGGUAUUGAGAGCAAGCUUGAGUAUCUCAAAGAUACUGGAAUCACAGCGAUCUGGCUGUCACCGAUCAAUAAAAGCCCUAUGAAAGAUUUCGGAUAUGAUAUAUCGGACUUCAGAGAUGUCGAUCCAAUAUUCGGCAGCCUAAAUGAUCUCGAAGAUCUUUUGUCUGAAGCUCACAAACUCGGAAUAAAGAUUAUCUUAGAUCUCGUCCCUAACCACACUUCUAACGAGCAUUUGUGGUUCAAAGGAAGCGCCGCAAGCAACACGUCAAAAUAUGCAGAUUAUUAUAUAUGGAAAGAUGUAAUACCAAACAAUUGGGUCAGCGUGUUCAAUAAUUCAGCAUGGACGUAUCACAAGGAAAGAAAACAAUACUAUUUCCAUCAAUUCUAUCCAGAACAGCCAGACUUGAACUAUAGAAAUCCAUCGGUACAAGAAGAGAUGAAGGAGAUAAUAAAAUUUUGGUUGGACAAAGGAAUCGACGGAUUCCGCAUAGACGCAAUACCAUUUUUGUUCGAGUCGGCGAAUAUAACGCUCAACGAGCCGAAGCUUCCAAACACUGACAGCAGUCUCAACGAAAGUCACUUUGCGUAUUAUGAUCACAUAUAUAUAAAGGACCAGCCCGAGACCUACGAUAUGGUACAAUCGUGGCGGGAAUACGUGGACCACUACGCGAAUAAAAAUAAUCGCGACGAAAUAGUGAUAUUGACGGAGGCAUACGCUUCUUUGAACAACAUGAUCAAGUAUUACGACUACGGUUCACACGUUCCAUUCAAUUUCAAAUUUAUCACAGACGUCAACGCGAAAUCCAACACAACUGAGUUUGCCAACAUUGCCAACACAUGGUUGAAAUAUAUGCCGGAUGAUGGUACCCCAAACUGGGUGAUGGGGAACCACGAUCGAGUUCGCGUUGGCACGCGUUAUCCUGGCAGAGCUGACCAAUUGAUAAUGCUGGAAAUGAUUCUGCCUGGAAUCGCGGUCACCUACUACGGAGAAGAAAUCGGCAUGGUGGAUAACUCUACCCUUUAUAUGUACGAUAUUCGUGAUGGCUGCCGGACACCAUUCCAGUGGGACAACACUAUCAAUGCAGGUUUCAGCAAUGCUACUGAAACAUGGUUGCCCGUUCAUAGUGACUAUAAAAUAAAUAAUCUAGAAAAGCAGAAAAAUAUUUCUGAUUCUCACUACAAUCUUUACAAAAGCUUGAUCCAGUUGCGAAAAAAAGAUGUGUUAACCAAGGGUACGUUCAAACUGGACACUCCUACGAAAAACGUGUUAUUUGUCUUGCGAAAAGACGAAAGAACCAAUGAAACUAUAUCACUUUUGCUCAACUUCUCUCCGAACGAAACUAAAGUGGACCUGACGAAAUUAUUGCCCGAGGGAGAAUUUAAGGUACUGCUCGCCAACGUGAACUCCACAUUGAGAAACACCGUCGUUAGUUCGAACGUCAACAUUCCCAGUUAUGGUUCCCUGCUUUUGGUGCAGGAAACAUCCGGUGCUAAUGCAGUAACCUACUCGAUCCUAAGUCUUUUACUCGUAGUGUUUAUUUUUCUCGUCUGAGGAUAAAAGAAAUGAAUAACUAAAUAAAUAAAUAAAUAAAAUGAUAAGAACUGAUUGUUUCGGUUCUUCUUUCUACAUAUUCGUGAUGUUAGUGUACGUCAGUGAAAAUAUAUGUAGAACGCGGACGUAAAUGUGAUACUUGUUGCAAUACGCGUGUGCACUUCAGAUAGUAACAAUUAUAGUAAAAAUUAUUACACAAUACAUGUUAUUUAUCUCACGUCAUGCGUAAUACAAAUAAAUACUUGAACAACAGU
Messenger RNA from Frieseomelitta varia, 1988 nucleotides. RefSeq names its product maltase 1-like. NCBI's taxonomy places the organism in Eukaryota, Metazoa, Arthropoda, Insecta, Hymenoptera, Apidae. The transcript is spliced from 8 exons. Bases 25 to 1734 code for a protein of 569 amino acids. Gene Ontology annotation, biological process: carbohydrate metabolic process. The record is from RefSeq and is a predicted model, not a curated record.